GAGUUACAGUUUGAGAGACUUACAAGAGAACUUGAGGCUGAACGUCAGAUUGUAGCCAGCCAGCUGGAGAGAUGUAAACUUGGAUCUGAGACUGGAAGCAUGAACAGCAUUAGUUCAGCUGAAGAACAAUUUCACUGGCAAACACAAGAUGGUCAAAAGGAUAUAGAAGAUGAGCUUACAACUGGUCUUGAACUUGUGGACUCUUGUAUUAGAUCUCUACAAGAAUCAGGAAUACUUGAUCCACAGGAUUAUUCAACUAGUGAAAGGCCCAGCCUUCUAUCCCAGAGUGCACUUCAGCUCAAUUCCAAAUCGGAAGGAUCUUUCCAAUAUCCAUCAAGCUACCACAGCAACCAGACCCUGGCCCUGGGGGAAGGAACAGCAUCCCAGCUCCCAGCCCGCAGCAGUCAAGCUAGAGCUCUACAGAACUAUGGUCAGGGCACCACUGGCCGGACUGCCCACCUCGCCACUUCGGAGUUGCCGCCACCCCCGUCGCAGCCGCUGCCCCGGGAGACCUUCGCGCCCAGCCAUGGGAGCGCUUUCCACUUGCCGGACUCCUCCUCCUCCUCCGCCUCGCAGCAGCCCCAUUCGCCGGCCCUCUACUACUCCAGCUCCACGCUGCCGGCGCAGAGAGUGAGCUCGCCCUUGUCCAUGCAGCAGGUGGGCUCGCCUACCAAGCUCCAGCGGGCGGGCUCCGCCUCCGAGAGCGGCGGCGGCGGCUACGGCACCACACAGCGGGUUUCCUCUCCCAAGCAGUCGCCCAGCCGCCUCGCCAAGUCCUACAGCACCAGCUCGCCCAUCAACAUCGUCGUCUCCUCGGCGGGGCUCUCGCCUUCCCCGAUCCGGGUCACCUCCCCUCCCACCAUCCAGUCCAACAUCUCCUCUCCCAUUCAUCAGCUGAGCUCCACGAUCGGCACCUACGCGACCCUCUCGCCCACCAAGAGGUUGGUCCACCCUUCCGAGCAGUACGGCAAACACUCCCAGGAACUCUAUGCCACGGCCACUUUGCAGAGACCCGGAAGCCUAGCAGCUGGAUCCCGGGCUUCAUACACAAGUCAGCACAGCCACCUGGGCUCGGAACUAAGGGCACUACAAUCUCCAGAGCAUCACAUAGAUCCUAUUUAUGAGGACAGAGUGUAUCAGAAGCCCCCUAUGAGGAGUCUCAGCCAGAGUCAGGGAGACCCUCUUCAACCAGCACAUACAGGCACAUAUCGCACUAGCACAGGUAAGUGGAAAUGCAGGUUGUUUUGCUUCUUGCCUGGGUAGGUACAUUGCUUUAAAUGACAACUAGCUGUUACAAAUAAAGUGACUGAAUUCACCUGUGGAAAAUUUUGAAAUUGUAAAUGCAUCAAUAAUUCCAACAAAGUGCUCUAUUUAUCUUUACCUUGUUGUCUAGCAUUCUUCCCUUGAUUGUUAAUUUGCUGAAGGUGCAUAGAACAUGACUUUGUCAUGUCAUUAAUAGAUCAUUUGCAAUGGGAUUGUU
Protobothrops mucrosquamatus (brown spotted pit viper) is the source of this 1480-nucleotide messenger RNA. RefSeq names its product catenin delta-2. Lineage: Eukaryota; Metazoa; Chordata; Lepidosauria; Squamata; Viperidae. The annotation marks the transcript as partial. The transcript is spliced from 6 exons. The record is from RefSeq and is a predicted model, not a curated record.